AUGGAUGAUGAGCAAGAGAGGUUGCUGCCAAUUGCAAACGUGGGUCGGAUCAUGAAGCAGAUCCUUCCCGCAACAGCGAAGAUUUCCAAGGAGAGCAAACAAACCAUGCAAGAAUGUGCAACAGAAUUCAUAAGUUUCGUUACUGCUGAGGCAUCUGACAAGUGUCACAAGGAGAAUCGCAAGACUGUCAAUGGGGAUGACAUCUGUUGGGCUCUGAGUACUCUAGGGUUUGAUAACUACGCUGAGGCCAUUGUACGGUACUUAUAUAAAUAUAGGGAGGCUGAAAGGCAGAAAGCUAACCAAAACAAAGGAAUUAACAGUUCUCAAGACAAGCAGCUUGAAGAAUCAAAUUAUAGAAAUGACCAACUUGGGAAGCAAACUCAUGAAGCUCCUGCUCCAUUAGAGUUUAGAGCUAUUGAUGAGACGGGUGACCACUCUCAAGCAGAAGCGCCCUCUUGA
Molecule: messenger RNA, 459 nt
Organism: Juglans microcarpa x Juglans regia
Lineage: Eukaryota; Viridiplantae; Streptophyta; Magnoliopsida; Fagales; Juglandaceae
Product: nuclear transcription factor Y subunit B-4-like
Exons: 1
Coding region: 1-459 (152 amino acids)
Biological process (GO): regulation of transcription by RNA polymerase II
Cellular component (GO): CCAAT-binding factor complex
Molecular function (GO): protein heterodimerization activity; DNA-binding transcription activator activity, RNA polymerase II-specific; RNA polymerase II cis-regulatory region sequence-specific DNA binding
Source: RefSeq, a predicted model, not a curated record